Haliotis rufescens (red abalone) is the source of this 3628-nucleotide messenger RNA. Its product is annotated as Bardet-Biedl syndrome 5 protein homolog. Gene Ontology annotation, cellular component: ciliary basal body; BBSome. The transcript has 16 exons. The record is from RefSeq and is a predicted model, not a curated record. Gene Ontology annotation, molecular function: phosphatidylinositol-3-phosphate binding. The coding region runs from base 457 to 1527 and encodes 356 amino acids. Gene Ontology annotation, biological process: intracellular transport; cilium assembly. NCBI's taxonomy places the organism in Eukaryota, Metazoa, Mollusca, Gastropoda, Lepetellida, Haliotidae.
AUUGCAGGUAUAUCAUUUCCUAUUUGAACUGAUGAAUGUAUUUUUUUCUAUCAACAGGUUUGGUCAUUUUGAAACAGACUAUAAUUAUGAGGACACAGAAGGUUUCAGAGUUGAGUCUAUUAUUAUCUCCAUAAUUUUAGGUACGCUUGGUACUUCUGGCUUGGCGGAGAUAACGUCGUGAUCCCCGUAGUGCCAUACACCGGGAAAUAAACGACGAAUGGGGGUUGUUUCUCGUACACAAAAAACACGAUCGCAUCGAAAAGCGGGAGAGAUAUAACAAUCGGUUUUGGGAGAAAAGCUACAGGUAAUUGACGUGAGGAUUGUGAAACUAUGCAGGAAGUAUCCACCUGUUCAUAAAGUGGACUUGCCCGACAUUUCCGAGUUCCGUCACUGAACUGGCGUCACCUUGUUAUCACGCAGACGGACACGGAAGUACAUGCCCGCUGAAACUCAUGCAUGGCUGAUUGUAUGCGGUUUCCGCUUCCGGUGAGAUUCCAACUCAACAUGGCUGCCGACGUACUGUGGGAAGACAGAGAUGUUCGAUUUGACAUAAAUCCUAGUCAAAUGCGAAUGCGACCAGGAGAGAAACUGAUUGAUAGACUUGAUGCAGUGGAAGACACCAAAGGAAACAAUGGCGAGAGAGGUCGAUUGCUGGUUUCUAACUUGCGGAUCAUCUGGCACUCCAUGUCAGUCCCAAGAGUCAACCUGUCUAUUGGUUUCAACUGUGUCAUCAACAUAUCGUCCAAACAAGCACAGUCGAAACUUAGAGGCACUACCGAGGCGUUGUUUGUCUUAACAAAAGCUGGUGCAACAAGAUUUGAAUUCAUUUUUACAAACUUGAUACCCGGGUCUCCACGGCUCUUCACCUCAAUCAUAGCAGUUCACAGGGCAUAUGAAACAUCGAAGUUGUACCGUGACCUGAAGCUGCGCGGAGCCCUGAUACAAGAAAAGCACCUGCGCCUCCUACCCCAGGAACAGAUCUACAACCAGGUGAACGGUGUGUGGAACUUGUCCAGUGAUCAGGGGAACUUGGGAACCUUCUACAUCACUAACGUGAGGCUGGUGUGGCACGCCAACGUGAAUGAGUCAUUUAAUGUCAGCAUACCCUACCUGCAAAUGAAAACUGUGAAAAUCCGGGAUUCCAAGUUUGGACUGGCUCUUGUAGUAGAGACCUCCACAAUGAGCGGGGGCUACGUCCUGGGGUUCCGGAUCGACCCGGUGGAGAAGCUGAAGGAUACAGCCAAGGAGAUACAGAACCUCCAUCGCGUGUACAGCUCCUGUCCCAUAUUUGGUGUGGAGUUUGAGACAGACUCUAAGCCCCAGACGAUGGAGGAGUUGACCCUGGAGAGAGUGACAGAUGAUGUGGAGAUUGAGAAUGAUGGAGGCACCGAUGCAUUUGCUGCCUACUUUGCUGAUGGGGACAAGGAGCGGGACCGAGAGCCUGUGUACUCCGAGGAACUUGGUCUGGCAGUGGAGAAACUCAAGGACGGCUUCACCCUGUCUGGCCUCUGGGAGGUGUUAGCGUGAUCGCCUGGUCUCAGUCACCAUGGCGACUGUCUGGUCUGUUAUCAUGGUGACUGUCUCUUCUCUGUCACCAUGGCAGCUGGCCUGUUACCAUCGCAACUGGUCUCGGCAUGAUGGAUAAUCUGGUCUCUGUUACUAUGACGACUGUCUGGUCUCCGGAAGGCCAUGGUGACGAGCUGGUCUCUCGUAAGAAGGGGAUGACCCUGGCUUCAUCCCAGGAAGCGGACACCAGAAAACAUUUGUUUAAGAUUGCAGCAGGUCAUGUCCCAUUGUCUGUUUACAGGGCAUCUCUUGUACAGUUUUGGUUGGAAAUAUUUAUCAUGUUGAUGUACGAUUGACCAAGUGUCUUACAAGCUGAAUGUAUCAAUACCAGUAUAAUUAUGACACCUAAAUAUUUGCUGCUAAGCAUCAGACAAUUUUCAUAACAUUAUUUUGUAUGUUGCCAACAUACUUUGACACAUGUAAGUCUUUGUAAACAAAUAAGGCUGUAAAUAUGAUAAAUAUGGUUGUCCCCGGAUGAUAAUAUGUAAAAUGAUUGAAAUCUUUCUCAACAUAUUCAAAAGAUUAAGAUCUGUUUUGAACUUACAAGUGCAAUCUGUCAUAUGCUAUUUCAUCAUUGUGUUAUCAUACCUCUGUUAAGAAUCUUGCAAUUCCAUUGGUUAAUCUGUACCAUGUGACGAAACACUACAUUUGAACGUUGACCCCCAAAUCAUGUGACUAAAACUGACCUCGAAUAUUGCCUCGUCACAUGAUCAGUAUGGACUGUCACGUGAUGACCAUUGACGCAUCUGCUCGAAAACCAGAUGGCGUCUGGUACUUACAUUUCACGAUUUGCAGCCAAGUUACUAUAAUGAAACUGAGGAUGGUGUAACGGAUUCAUAAACUUUACAGUGAAUUUCGGUAUAACAAAGCGGUUAAUUACUUUUGACGAGGUUAGAUUGUGUAUACAAGGACCCUUUGACCCGACUCCCCAUGACAGAUUCACUGUCGUAAUAUAUGACUCAAGUCAAUCUCAUUAAAAUCAGAUGUUAGUUCUCGCUACCGCUAAACAAAGAUCUGAGGACAUCCCAUUAAGGGUCACGUCAGACCGACCUUGUGCGAACUUUGACCGACCGAUAGAAGGACUGACAAGAGGUCAACAUUAGCCAAUCAGAAGGCAGCUUUCUCGUGCUUUACGGCACUAAUUUCAUAUUGGCGACUACGCUUCGAAACAUAUUUUGACAAAUUCUUCAUUACAAAUUUGAAACCUGAACAAAAGAACAUUCUGGAAUGGCUAAUAGAUGGUCUACAUUGUAUGGAUUCAGUGUUAAACCCGUAACUAUCGGAAUAUCCGGUGUUAAAGCUUUCGAGGUUGCAUUAUAAGAAUUCUUCCGAAUGUCACUUUCAUGAUCUGGUAAGCGACGCUCUGAUUGGUUGGAUGAAAGGUAAUGACCCGUAAUGGGAUGUCCCCAGAUAUUUGUUUGGUGGUAGCGAGAACUAAGAUCCGAUUUUAAUGAGAUUGGACUCAUGUGGUCCAUAACUUCUUUUGAGUAGUACUAUAAUAGUAUUUACAAGUGUUUGCCUGGGAUCAGGAAGUAUACAUGUUUAAGUGGCUGGCUGAUGUAGAUUGUUGUGUUUUUACCUCUGUUGAACCCUGGCAUACGCCCACACAACUUUAAUUACUUGUUUGACUUACUCUUCAGCCAUUUAAAAAAAUGUGAAAACUUUUGUAACCAACUGGUUACAGGAAAUAGUCAUGUAAACUUAUAUCACAAUGUUGACAUUGUCAGUGUUUGUUCGUCCUGCUCACUCCAGCAAAUACGAAAGUUCAGCAUUUUUUCUCGCAAAUUGUGUUUCACAGAAAAAUAAUAUGGUUUGCGGACAUGAAGUAAUUGAUUUUUUUAUUUAAUUUUUCCUCCUGCAUCCAGGUAUAUUUUGGUAAAAAAAAAGUGUGCCACAGGUAUUUAAAUAUGAGUGGCUUAAUGCCUGAUUUUUCACAUAUUUUGUAAGUUUUUCAGGAUUUGUUAACUGUACAUUCCGUCCAACUGAACGACACUGUGAAUAGAGUAUCAUUGUCUGUGAUAUUAUGUAUGCUGUAUCGAGAAUAAACUUCGUAUAAAUCUCU